UGCGCCGCAGGGAGCGUGUAGUGUACUUUGUGCUCUCGUGUGGGACGCGCCCUUCGCUCGUGCGAUGUUUUCGGCGGUGUUUACGUGUGUCAUCUCAUCCGAGUCCUAGUGUGUGUGUGUGCCUGUGACGGCGUGUGGAUAGAGAGUCCCUGCGAUCGCUAUGGAAGCCUUCAAUGACUUGCAGCGCCACUGGGCCAAGCGAUUCCCGCACUCGAAACUUUCGCUGAUAUGGGAAGAGGACCUGCGCACCCUGUUGUCGACGCACAGACAACGCGUCGCUCAACUGCGAGAGGAACUCGAGCAAGAGGAGUUUCUGGUGCAGUACUUCGAGAGGUACCUGUCGGAUGCUGAACGUGUCAAGCGAUCGUCGUCGCGAGACAACACGGGUGACAGAAAAGCCGGCUCCGAAAAUGGCGACAGUCCGCGUAAUAGCAACGGCGUCGUCGGAACUUCGAACGGAUUGCCCGAGGCGGCGGCCGCCCUUACGUCAUCGAUGUGCGAAAAAGCGGCAAGCUUGAAGCGCGAGAAAGAUUCCAACAGCGUGGAAGGUCUGCCAGCGUCUGUGAACGGCACUACCGACGAGCACGGAAAGCCGUACGUCACCGUGAUCGCUGUGAGUGGCUUUACACGCUCUGCGAGCUCCGAGAGAAGCUUAGCGGCUGCUGCGUCCAGCGGCCCGACGGCAACCACGCCGACUGCUGCCGCUGAAACGCAAGAGGUGAGACGUCGAAGGAAGCCUCCGACGCCGCCUCCUAAACGUGCCAAGUGGCCGCCGCCUUCCGCCGUUGCGCAGCUGGCUCAGAACGAUCCGCCAGCGACACCGGACAGCGCCGAGCCUGUUGCAACCGUCGCGUCGCCGUUAAAUGAUGGCCCGAGCCAAAGCGAACCCGCUGUUUCCAAGGCUCAAAACGACGUUCCGCCUGCGUUCAGCACUUUCCGACCGGCCAGCACCCAGCUAACUCCGUCCCUUGCGCCGACAACGCGACCUCACGGAUACCCACAACCGCAGCGCGCGGCACCUCCGCCACCCACCGCACCGGUCAUCGAGUCGACGGACGACCAAGAUGGAUACGACGUCAUCUACGAUACCGUGGCCCUGGACGACGAAGCGUGCUCGUCCAAGGAGGGCGAAGAGGACCAAGGUUCGAGCCCCGAGCCGGAUUACGUGGAGUUCGGCAAGCUGGAGACGAGGCCGCGCGCCGCGAGGUCCGACGACGCUGGAGGUGCGCCCAGUCCCGUUGUUGCGCCGUCGCCCGCGACGUACGAGAACAUGGCGCUGCUCGUGAAGGCCUCGGAGUCGAUGGACUCCGAGGAGGACGACGCGGCGUCCAUGCUUCGCUCGAUGUCGAGCGACGCCGAGUUGGACCAGGACGCGGGCACUGCGACCACGGGCAGCGAUCACAGCGGUAGCGGCGGCCGCAGCGCCGAGCUGCACCGGUGCAAGACCGAGGAGCAGCUGGACGUCGACUCCGGUGUGUACAGCAGCUCUGUGGAGUCGGCAUCUUUCCUCAGCACGGGCACACCACCAGCAAGGAAGAAGGGCUCCAGGGACAGCGAGCAAGAUGAGGCGGCCCAGGAGGUACCUCCGUCCGAGGCAGAGAUGCUGACCAUGUGCAAGUGCAUCGUGAGCAGCAUAAUCGAAAGUGAGACGGCCUACGUGGACUGUCUUGACACUCUGAAUCAGUAUGCUCGCGCCCUGACCAGUGCCAUUGGGACCAACCAGUCGGUGCUGUCCAAGGAGGAGAUUGACACCAUUUUCUACAAGAUUGAGCAGCUUCACGAGACGCACAAGAACUUUCGGGACGGCUUGCGCAGGAACUGCGAGAACUGGGACGCAAAGCCGACGAUCGGUGAAAACUUCAAGUUCCUGGCAAGUCGCCUCGAAGUCUACAAGCUGUUCUUGGAGAACUAUUCAAAGGCCAUCGAGACUGUGCGGCAUUGUAACGCAUCGAACAUGAAGUUCGAAGAGCUGUUCAAGACUAUAAAGUUAAACACGUCGAAGGGACAGCCAGCCACGCUAGAAGACUUGCUCCACAAGCCAGUGGCAAGGGUGCAGAAAAAUGCCUUGGUUCUUCAUGACCUCCUUCACUACAUACCUAGCAGCCAUCAUGAUUACAACAACCUCAGGGCAGCGCUGAAGCUCACACAGCGGUUUCUGAAUGAACUAAAGCUCAACUCACCAGAAAGCAUGUUCCCACAUCAAGACAGGGCUCCUAGGCAUGUUGUGAAAAACAGCUUCAUCGUGGAAUACUCCGAGGGACACCGGAAGCUCAGGCAUCUUUUCCUUUUCAAUGACGUCAUUGUCUGCGCCAAGUACAAACCUUCUAGUAGACAAAAGUUUACAUUUGAAGUCAAGUGGUAUAUCCCACUCAGCCUUGUUACCCUCAUUGAUGCCACAGGAGAAAUGGAGCCCAUCAGGGAAGAUAACAAGGUCAACGUGUGCCAACUGCGCUCGAGAACAAGCACGUUGAGGGACGCUGUCGCAAAAGAAGAAAGAGAGAACGCUGUGAGUGUUUCUUGUCUGAGGCUGGGAAAGCCACCUGGUCGCAACCUGGAACGAAACAGAAAGAAACUUAGUGAACUGGAGGCACAGUUGGUCCUGCACUCUCCAAACCUGCCAUUUAAGAUUGGCUUCAAGAACACCAAAACGUAUAACUUCUUCCUCUCGUCGGAGUUUGAGAGGUCCCAGUGGAUCGAGGCCAUCAACCACUUGCACAUGACAGCACCGCAGGUUGUCACAACACCCAGCAUCCUCGAACUGCAAAGUUGCAUCACGUCGGCAAGAGGGUGCAUGGGAACCAACAUGGGAUCUUUCCUGACAAGAACAGCCAAAGAUGAGGACCUGCUAUUCGGAGACCUUCUUGUCACUGUCCACAACUUGCAGGGACUCACAACACCUUCAGACAUAUACAUUUGCUUUGAAGUAGACUCCUACGGACAUUUCUUCAAGAAAGCCAAAACGAAAAUAUGUCAGAAUACAAUGGAACCAAACUUUAACCAGGAAGUUGUUAUUGACCUGGACGGGUCCCAAACACUCCGGAUCCUUUGCUAUGAGGAGCAAAUAAAGAACGGCACGACGAUAACUGAGCUUCGGGGAAAGGCUGCCUUCGAGAUGAGCCGUUCCUGGCUCACCGACAAGUACCAGGAGAAGUCCUUCAGCCUACAAGAUUUCACACUCAACCUCAGCAUAAAGUACAACUCUUCGGAUGUUGGACUACAGAGGGUUCCGUCGUGUAAACCCGUUGGAUCUUUCGGAGUCAAAGUGCAACAGGUUUGCAAGAAGGAAAAGAGUGCGGUGCCAUUCGUGAUCACAACGUGUGUCCGGGAGGUUGAGCGUCGAGGUAUCAAUGAGGUGGGGCUCUACAGGGUGUCUGGCUCUGCGUCAGACCUCCAGAGGUUGAAGAGGACGUUUGAGAAUGAUCCCUACGAAGCUGAGCAACUGCUCAAGGAGGUCGACAUCAACAAUGUCACUGGUUUACUGAAGCUGUACCUGCGUGAGCUUCCCGAGGCCCUCUUCACUGACGCUCUCUAUCCUAAAUUCUUCGAAGCAUUUAGUAAACAUGACCAAGAGGAAAAGAAGAACAUGCUCCUGAGCCUCUUCAGCAAACUUCCCGAAGUAAACCAAAAUGUCACCGUGUUCCUGAUUGAUCACAUGGUCAAGAUCAACUCCAACGAAGCGCAGAACAAGAUGUCCCUUCACAAUUUGGCAACCGUGUUUGGGCCGUCCAUAAUCCGUCCCUGCAGCGGUGCAGUGGGCCAGAGCCCCAGCGACCUGCUCACCACCAGCACCGUUGACGUCAUGGCUCAGGCAGGUAUUCUCUACUUCUUCCUGCGGCGGAGGGCAGCGGGCCUCUCUCUCACCCUCGACAGCCGAGAAGCGUCUCCUACCGAAGCGUGAACAAGACUAGUAGUGUGUGUGCAUUGCGUCUUUAGCAUCCUUCAGACGCUCAAGAACAGCGCAAAAGUCUGUCUGACAAUGCAGCUAAAACCGCGUCUGCGUCAACAAGGAGACAUCGAGGAAAAGGAAAGCCGCUAAUCUAGUUACUGUUCCUCCCUGACGGUCAUGGUAACAUCGCCCAUUGCAAAGCUGUUGCAUCGAGAAUGAAGUUUUUAUUUUGCGUGUGUGUGUGUGUCUGUAUGUGUGCAUGUGAGGCCUUCUUAUACACAGUGGACAUUUGACAGUGGACGUUCCGUGGCCUUCACACUCAACCAAGAGUGUGUGCCACUUGUGUGCUAUGUAUACCGCUGCACUCGUUGGAAUGAAUGUAACCUUUCAACGAUGUGUGCACCUAUCACGAGGCAGAAAAGUAAAGCACUGCGGGUUUAAGCUACUUCACAGUCCACCGUAGUGUUACCUGAUGGAGUCAGGCCAAUGGUUUAUUGAAAGCUCGAAGAGAAAAGAAGGCAUCUUUAGUUUUCUGUAGAUCCACAGUGAACAGUACGUUUUCGGUUGACCUCGUGUUACAGGAACCAGCCAGCGAACAACAAAGUUUCCGCUGAUCUCCUAGACACUCUGUGCCCCAGGCACUUGCUGUAAUAUCUUUUCUACAGCGCCGGCUUUUACUGACAGAGCCUCUUUCUGGUGACCUGUUUUUUUUUUACUGUAUCAUGGUGUUUAUUUCAUUUUUGUGUGGGUGUCAUUGAUACACGAUUCCCUAAUGCCAUGCACUCCAGCCUGCGUCUACUAGCUGUGAUUUGCCACCAUUCAAGGUCUUGUAGCACAUAUACACACCUUUACAGUCUUUGCCAAAAAUUAAGCCAUUGCUUGGUGUCUAAUUGUAUUAGUGUACCCCAUUAUUGAGUGGUCCUCUGUGGCUAAUCGGCUAAUCAGAAAUGGGUACACCGUAGUCCGUCACUUCCUGCAGCACUCAUCUAACCAAAGCUCAACAGAGGCACCAGUUAGCCGCCCAACUACUGGUACAGUACUGUGCGCAAUGGUUUUGAAACUGUCGACAAGGACAUUACCUCUUUGGUGCAGAAGCAACGAAUUCCCCUCGGCUAAAGUAAGAAAUUACUGUAAUUUUCGUCGCAGUCAUCAAUUAGCGACCAUCUAGACAUAUUCAGUGCACAGCUUGAGCUGCAGUAUCAUAGCAUGUGCCACUCUACACCCUUUUUGUCUUCGCUUAUGUGUGUCCAUUCCACUGCUUUAACAAAGCACGCUACUGUGUGGCUAAGCUAGCUUUAUGGUGUGUUUAUCUAACUAGUCUAUAAUUGCUGUCACCUUCAAGUCUGUGUGGGCCCAUCGCUCUUACCUCUGUUUUAUGUACGUAACGUCCGGACCCGCUCACGCCAUUCGCGUUUUAAGCCAGAGCUGUUGUGAUUCUUGUCGGCCAAAAUGCAUUUCUCUCCCAUCUGAUAGGUCUCUUCUGUUACCGUGAUGUUACUGUUUGCUCAUUUGUUUUUGUGUGUUUCAAAUAGGUUGUCAGUAUUUGUGGACCAUAUGCCCAUUUUUUUUAGAUUUCUCUACAUGACAAUUUGUGUUAUAUGGCCAUUCAACUUUUACUGCCUUCAGUGGCAGAACCUUUUGUUUAUGUCGUUCUGUACUGUCUUUUCUUGUCAUUAGGCUUUUCGUUUCCUUUAAAGGUCUUUGCUGAAGUGUUCAGUGCUCGUUACUGCAUUGAUCUCUGCGUUUCUUUAGUUCUAUAUUGCUCGGCGUGUCAUCACUGCAGACAGGUGUCGAAUUUCAAUUGUUGACUAUGCAUGUCACAAAAUGCCCUCGAUUUAUUAAUAGAUCUUCUUUUCUGCUUGAAUUAGUUUCUUGCGCUUCUGUUCAUGCAACAGCCUCAUUGCCUGAUAGACCAAGACAUCGCCCAUGAACUCUUAUGCUCGUUUCAGGAAUGAUGCCAAAUUUAGAGCCUUUCUCUCUUUUAAUCAAUGUUCCAAGGACUACUGCGAGCUUUUGGUAACUAAGCAAUGGUGUAUUACUGCUCAGGCCAGAUGUGUUUUCUUACCAGAGGUUUUAUGUGAAAAAGUAAUUUUGGAUGACAAUGCGGUGUAGCUGAAUCAUACAACUCUUCAGAGAGGGAUGUUUAGCAAUGUGUCACUGCACCAUAGCAUACAUUUUAACAAAUACUAUAAUGAUGUAUAACUGUAUUUUUAUUGAUGACCAGUAUUCACAUAGAGUUCUCUUUUUUUCGGUGACUUUUUUUGUCUUGUUUCUAAUUUUUUUCAGCUUUACAUCUACUGCCAAAUAAUACCACCUUGUUUAGAGUAUAAUGAUGUGCUGUUUAUUAUCUUCUUCAGCAUUUAACUGUGCUGCUAUCUAAAUGAACCAUUGUACGCAUGACAACACUAACUACACUAUGUCGCAUGUGUGUCCUUUUUGCUGUUUGUAAAUAACCGGUAUAGACAGUUUUUACAUGACGCUUUGUACAUUCGCGAGUAUGACGCCCCACCAAGUCCCGGGCAUGGUACCUUGUAUAUUUUUUCUUUCAUUUUUGUAGCAAAUUUUGUGCAGAUAGCGUGUUCUUGAACGUUUCUUUUUUUUACACUAAUGUCAUCAAAGCAUCUACUGCUGCGACCUGCUUACGAAUGUGUGCUUAUUAUGUUUGAAUGUGUAUUAUGUCUUAGUUUAGCAUGACUGCAAGCACUUUUGUACCAUAGCGCUCAAUAUGCGAGUUUCUAUCUGAUGCCCAACUUUUGAAAUGCUUACAUAUUGCCAUUAAGUGCUUCUGUCAUGGAGACUACACAAAUGCCAACAGACUACUAACAUAACAGACCAGCAGAGUCAAGUCUUCUUGAUUCUCGAAACAAAGGCAGUGUUAUGCAGGUCCUCAACGUUCUUACAUAACAUUGAAGUGUUUUGUAUCAUGCCUCAAAUAUACUGCCAGAUUUCUAAACUGGCAUGCUGCUUAUAACGACUGCCAUUUAAUAUAAUGACAAGUUUUAUUAAGCUUCACCCUUGCAUGUUGACAAAGGUGCAAUCUGAUGGUUAAAAACAAAUUAAAGCAUGGAACUACUACAUUGGAGUAUGAACUUGUCUGCUUGGCUCAGUAUUUAAUAUAGGGCUUUAGACAAAACCUUUUUUCUUUUAAGUCUUUUCUUCCACAAGACCCACUGAAUUAAGUCAGAACAAACAUUACUUUUUCUCAUUUUAAAGCAAAACGGCACGUUAUUCUCUAUCAAAAAACAUAGCUGCUCCUGUGCCACGUCUUUAAGAACCAAGCAUGAUUAGGGACCAUGUGUCACACUUCCACGACAUACGCACUGUUUUGUAGCACAAUGUAGCCUCAUUCUCGCACUUAUGCUCAAGGUUGUGCCUUGUCUGCCUUCAUGUGGUAAAACAUUUAUUGGAAAUAUGAGAGCCUAAUUUCAAGCAGCUAGUAUCGGACUUUUGGGCAAGAGUGAAGAGUCUCUUCUUGCAAGUUGCUACCAACAUAAAGAUAUAGUGUGAGGGCGCCUGGAGAAAUGCAUGGGACAUAUGAAUCGCAGCGGGCGUGCAGCUGUUAUACCACGCAGCUGCACGUUGCUAAGAUGCCCCGUAAGACCACUGCAGCUUUCAGAAAAAUGAAAUCGCUGCAGUGCUUGUAAUCUGCUGGAAAAAGCACUUUGUGAGAAAAGUCCUUAAGGUACCUGCCUUAUUUCAGAAAGCCCGUGUAAACAAUCACUUUGCUUUGAAUGAAGUGAAUGUAAUACAGAGACAGUGCCGCUAGCCUGAGGAGUUUGAUUAAUGCUAAUUCGUUCAAGUUAUGAUCAAGUCAAUUCUUUCUAGUGAUGCAAAAUCCACAUUUCACCCCUUUGUUUUGUCUAGGGGUUACUGUUUUUCUGUUAAGCAUUAAGGUUACAGGUUCGUAAGGAACACUAAAUAAAAAUAAGCAUAACUGCAUUGCAUGGCAAUUAUGCCAGAAAUGAAGGUUACGUGCACGCACAUUCAUCGCCAAUGUUUCAAGCACGGUGAAGAACCUUUUCUGUUCGCGAGCUCAUUUUGUGUUGGAGAAUGUUGCAUAAGUGCCUCGCGAGGAUUUCGUAAAUUUCCCGUGCAAGCACUUCAAAGUAUACUCUGCAGGGGACCAUGCUACAGCUCCAUGCUCACUGCAUUAAGGGUCAGAUCGUCAUGUUUUAGGUUUUAUUUGAACAUCACUGCAUCAUACUGUAGCUUUUAGGGACCAGAGUGCAAUUUUCUAACUUUACUUUGCCGAGUGUCUUUUCUAUAAAAGUAUUUACAAUAUUGCCACUUCAAGCCUAAAGAAUUCAUUUUGUAAUGUAGUUCUGUACUAAGGGAUCUUUUUCGUUUUGACAAGAAGGAACUUUAGCUUAGGAGGAAAGAUGUGUUUCACAAAUACUUUUUUCAUUGAAUAGUACAAGCAACUUAAAAGUGCAUGACUAUGACUAUGAUAGAGCACACUUAAGUUGUGAACCAUCGCGUCUGCGAGAUUUUCAGUAUUCUAAGUCUUGCGCCUUUCAUGCCAUCGUCUAUGGCUAGUUCCCAAUGUAGUCGUCAAACUCGAAGAGGCGACUCGAAUCAGAGGAAGUUGGGGGGAGGGUUAUGAUUAUACUUUUUAUUUUACGUUGACACUACUGCGAGUUACACUUGCGACACCUCUUGCCUGCAUCAGAGAUGUGACAGCUUUGUGUGCUAGUGCUUUGAUUUGGCUUUAUUACUCUUUGUCUGAGAGGUUGCCACAUGAUGCAACCACGUCUUGAAACAGAAAAUUGUCGUGCUGUAGUGAUCGUUUGUAAAUAGUUAUGAGUGUGAAGCACGGUGUGAACAUGAUGUGGUUGAUGUGGUGACGGGAGUUUUUUUGUACAUAUAUUCUUUAAUAAAGCCCAUGGACUGUUUU
Molecule: messenger RNA, 8780 nt
Organism: Rhipicephalus microplus (southern cattle tick)
Lineage: Eukaryota; Metazoa; Arthropoda; Arachnida; Ixodida; Ixodidae
Gene: RhoGAP1A
Product: Rho GTPase activating protein at 1A
Biological process (GO): signal transduction; positive regulation of GTPase activity
Cellular component (GO): membrane
Molecular function (GO): GTPase activator activity; guanyl-nucleotide exchange factor activity
Source: RefSeq, a predicted model, not a curated record